Molecule: messenger RNA, 1851 nt
Organism: Malassezia pachydermatis
Lineage: Eukaryota; Fungi; Basidiomycota; Malasseziomycetes; Malasseziales; Malasseziaceae
Product: protein kinase
Exons: 2
Coding region: 1-1851 (616 amino acids)
Biological process (GO): protein phosphorylation
Molecular function (GO): protein kinase activity; ATP binding
Source: RefSeq, a predicted model, not a curated record
AUGUGGCGUCGCGGUGAGUCAUUAUUCCUUGGAAAGGACGAGGAGCGCUGGGCUAGUGCAAGGAAAGAUCAAAGGGGGAAAGAAGCUUGGAAGUUUAUCAAAAGUGUCCAAUCCUUGGACCUGAAUUCGUCCAAAGAUGGCUCGAAAACGCGGUAUGCCAGUGUUAUUGGCAUUCCUGAUGGCAUGGUGUCAGGAUCCAUGGGAGGCGCUACGCCUCCGUCCGCUACACAAACAAGUCUUUCUGAAAGAAGGAACUCCAGCUUGCAAUUGCCAGGAGCAUCCAAGAACGCCAAGUCGCCACCCUCCCCCCCGCUGGUCUCGCCCAAUGCCCUGCUGGCCCAAUCCGUCCAGGCCUCGCCAAGCAAGGUAGAUGCGUCCUUCAUGCCUUCGCGGGAUGUAGCGCUAAAACAGUUCAUGCGUGAUAAGGCUGUCUUAGACGAACAAAUUGGCGACGUGCCCAGGUUCGCUAAGCCUACAGGGGAGGUGAAGACCCUGCCCGAUCUCGAAGUCAAGUCGCCUGCCUCUGUGCGGAUAGCCGACUCAUCAGUGGAACAGCGCCGUAAUCGCCGCCUGAAACUCUUGCAGCCGGCGAUGAAAGAUCAUGCCCUUACGCCGCGCCGAGGCUCGCCCGUGCUAGGCAUGCAAAAGAAGGAGGCCUAUAUUCCUUUGUACGGUAACCUGGAGAUCCUUACUUUGGUCCCUAAACGGUCUGUGGAGCAGGUCGAAGGUACCCUUUAUCUGAUUACCACGCCUGAUAAUCGUGUUUUCUCGGCAGCGAAGCGGCGACGCUGGGCAAUGGAUGACGAAGGCCACUUUUUUGCCGCGAUGGAGAUCAAGAGUGUGGAAUCCAAGCUCCGGAGUGCGAAGAACGAAAUUCGCGACCCUGUGUAUGCGAAGGAAUACGAGAUGGAUCUCCAGAUGCACUAUUUGGAUGACAUCUUGAUGGAGCUGCAAAAGGCGGAGUCUUUGGUGCCUGGUGGGAUGAAGACAGUGCCACAUGUGCUGCAGACGGAAGAUGGGAAGAUUGUGCGCUUGGAAGAAGAUUUCCCGGAAGAGGCCUUUUUCGUGAUUGCAGGGUGUGAGGAUGAGGAGUUGUACCCUGUCAUUGUGCGCAUCUUCAUCGACUCUGUGCGUCUUUUAUGGCGUCUGCAUUCUCAUGGCUGGAUGCAUGGUGACAUCAAGUUGGAGAAUUUGAUGUUCGACAAGGAUAAAAAACUCACGAUUAUCGACUAUGAGAACGCAUCGCCAUUCCGCGGCUCGCCCUACCAUGACGGCAAAAUCCAGCUUUUGAGCUUCGACUGGAUCCCACCAGAGCUGGAAGUAAGUGUGAAUGGCCGUCGUAUGGGUCCCUCGGGCGAUUUGUGGGCGCUAGGCUGCAACUUGAUUCGUGCCUUUGCCUUACGUGAUGGCAUCUCCGAUAUUGAUAUACGUCGAAUGUUAAUGGGAGAUGGCCGUGAUACAUUCUUUCAGUUCCGACGUAGCCUGAUGGAUUUGUCCGAUGUGAUGCCAUGUGCACCACCGAUCCAUUAUGGUAUCAAUUUAACACCCCUUCUUCAUGCCGCCGAUAUGGAGGUGGACCCGCCCUAUAUGAACCCAGCGCGCCUCCUUCGUCUAUUUGCGCGCCGUGGCCCAAAACUACUGCAGUACGUGUUGGCGCACAGCGUAACACCGAGCCCUAAAGAACGGAAUGAAAAGCUCGGCGUGCAACUCGCGGAAGAAAUGCUCCAUGACCACGAUUAUGCCCGCACAUGGGACAUUGUGGACAACGCAUUGCAACAAUCGUUGGACAACAGUGGUAGUGCCUGGGUCAAACCCAAGUUGGACGAGGCUCGGGCCAUUCUCGCUAUGUAA